UAACAAAUUAUAUCAAAAUAACCCCCCCUCCCCCCCUUUCUCUCUCUCGUAUAGCAUAUCUCGCACUUGAACUUGUUUACUGAUAAGCUAUACUCUCUCCCCUUCCUCUUUAAUACAUCUCAGACUUGAGCUCGUCUAGUAACAAAUUGUUUACCACUAAUUGUCCCCUCAUUUCUUCAAAAUCUCCAUAUUUCUCCAAGCGCCGUCUCUACUCUCCUCUGCAGAUUGGGCCGCACUUGGGAUCAAUGCAGCGUGAUCGCAAUGUCUGUGUCUGAAAUCCUUGGGAGCAAGAAAUGAAAUCAUGGGUCAUGUUGUGACGGAAUGAUGUAAGCUCUGGCGGCCGAUCGAAGACUGAGACGCAAGAGUUUCUGGGGUGGCAACGCUCGUUAUUGGCUGGGAGAGCUGCCGCGACACAGGCUUCUUCAUGAAACUUGAUAUCGCAGCUACACAGGCGGUUGAAGCUAUUUGGCGCUGGAUUCCUGGUAUUGGCCAACAGACGUGAGAUUAAUUUACAUUGCAGCUGAAAGCUGCCUUGUGCUGUCCAAGACGUCUCCCUCACUUUAAAUUAUUUGCCGCCGUCCCCCACAAGGUGCGCGUUCUCCCAGGAAAAACAGGGAAACUGGAAAAGCAAAAGGAAAAAGAAAGGAAAAGAACUCUUCUUCGUUUCUUCAAUACUAAUAAUCCCCUGGUGUUGUUUGGUUUUUGGGCUCCGAAUUCCACUUCUGGACCGAGAAACCACCACAAGUUUUGCCCCGCGUUGAUUUGACUCCCACUCCAUCUGUCGAAUUAUUUCCUGCCUUGUCAUCCUCAGCUUCAGUGACAACAACCUCAUCCUCAAUCUUACUGUGCGUCUCCAAUAUUAUAACCUUUUCGGCACUUUCAUGCUACAAGGCCGUUGAACUCUGUGAGACGACCUCUUAAAAGGCGUUGGAGAAUUUCCUCCGGCCUUUCCGCCUUCCGCCUCCCUGUAAUUCUCCUCUUGCGCGACUACGCCGACCAUGUCCGCCGAACACGAUUUCGCUACGGAGAAUCCUCUAAUCUCUCCUCGAUCUGACGAUGGCGAGCAAACACCCGACACUCCUGAUAGCGACAUUUCCCCGCCGAUCAACACACACAAGACUAUACCGCUCUUACGACCAACCUCCGAUAAUACCUCUGGAAUCACACCCUCCUCUACACAUCUAGGUCAGGUAAACGCGGCACGACAUGGCGGCGGAAUUACUCCUCGCCCACAGGCGUCAAUGAGCAGUGCGAAUCAGGAUAUUUUGGCCAAAAUGAAGGCUUUUCAACUUUCGAGACAGGGAGCUCCGCCGCCUAGCUUGAGCCAAGCUGCGUCUACCGGAGCAAUCCCAACAGGUGGCUCCCAGCCAAACGUGUCUAGCCCUGGACCGCUGGCGGGUGGUCAUUCCCCGUCCGUUGCCAACGGUCCAUUAGGCGGCGCACUCGCUGGGCGGCUUCCGCCUUCCCAUCGACCGGCCGCGAAGAAUUGGGCUUCUGCUCCACAUGUCCCCGGUUCCUCUCCCGGGACCGGCUCCCCUAAAGGGCUGGCAGCGAAGCGUAUGAAGCCUGGUCUUAAGCUUUCGGAUGCCACUGGUGGAUCACCUGCGCCAUCUGUUGGAGGCCAAUCGCCCGCCAGUGGCCCGGUUGGGCCAACCGCCGGCGGAGACACUGCAUUCAGCAAGUAUUCGGAAUAUAUUGAUACGAAAUCCGGAACCCUGAAGUUCAAGAACAAAGCUAUCCUCCACGGAGGCGGCAUCGAGUUCUCUUCAGGCCAGAGUUUCAACAUUUCGCUAGACGAAGUUGAUCGCCUGGACGAGCUGGGAAAGGGCAAUUAUGGCACUGUAUACAAGGUCCGGCAUAGUCGCCCGCAUAUGCGCAAACCAGGACAGGGCUUGAGUGGGAUUGUCAGCCGGCUCACAGAGACGACGGACUCUGAUUCUCAGACGGUCAAGGUUCAAGACAACCUGUCUGGUGCUGUCAUGGCAAUGAAAGAGAUUCGACUCGAGUUGGAUGAAAACAAGUUUGCGCAAAUCAUCAUGGAAUUGGACAUCUUACACCGCUGCGUCUCACCGUUCAUUAUCGAUUUCUACGGCGCCUUCUUCCAGGAAGGGGCAGUUUACAUUUGUGUCGAGUUCAUGGACGGUGGCUCUAUCGACAAGCUCUACGCCGACGGCAUCCCCGAGAGCAUCCUUCGCAAGGUCGCGCUAUCCACUGUCAUGGGACUCAAGUCGCUCAAAGACGACCACAACAUCAUUCACAGAGAUGUGAAACCUACCAACAUCCUUGCGAAUUCACGAGGACAGAUCAAGAUCUGCGAUUUUGGAGUAAGCGGCAACUUGGUUGCCAGCAUCGCAAAAACCAAUAUUGGUUGCCAAAGCUAUAUGGCGCCUGAGCGAAUCGCAGGAGGUGGAGUACAGCAAUCGGGAGCCGGCGGCGGCGGCACCUACAGUGUUCAAAGCGAUAUUUGGAGCUUGGGAUUGUCCAUCAUCGAAUGUGCCAUCGGAAGGUAUCCAUACCCUCCAGAAACCUUUAACAACAUUUUCAGUCAGCUACACGCCAUCGUCCAUGGGGAUCCUCCGACUCUCCCACCAGAGUACUCUGAAGAUGCACACUCAUUUGUGAAUGCUUGUCUCGACAAGAACCCCAAGAACCGACCCUCAUACAGCAUGCUUCUCCGACAUCCCUGGCUUUCCUCACUUCUGCAACCUCCGUCAGAACCACACAAGGACGGUGAUGUACCAUCCAUGAAUCUAGCAGAUGGAGCUUCUGGUAUGCCACCAGUUACGGAUGAUCAGGAAGUUGCAGACUGGGUCAAUACAAGGUUGGCGAGACGCAGAGAGGGUACAUACAAGGAUUCAAACAAGCCAGCUCUGCAUGCGGUUGCAUUGGACGCUGUACCUGGGAGCCCUCUGCUUGACGACCCUCUGCUUUCUUUGCAGUAAGAAGAACAGUCUCCCACAUUCGCGCAUCAUAUCAAGAAACAUAGCACUAUCUAUACACAUGCGUUCCAUCUUCUCUUCCCUCUCUUUUUUCACUCUAUACCCUGUUUUACGAUCAAACGCUCUUACUUUGAGCCGACAUUUGCUGGCGCUGGCGCCAUUGAGGCAGAACUCUGGCAUUUUAAGCCCAUUUCUACCGUGUUUUCCAUCCCGACGGUUGCGAUACCGAGGUUGACCUUUGUGGCUGACGUGAGCUGGCGUGGUGCUUCUUCCUCUCUAACAACACACUGUAUACUGCAUGAAUGUAUCGUAUCAUCCGAAUUCUAUAGACCGAACAACUUUUGUGGCAUUGUUUUUGAUGCAUCAUCAUUUCAGGCCUAGACAAAUUUCAAUGCUUAUCAAUCAAUACGUGAUAGAUGCUGAGUAAGAGUGCAGGUCGACGCAGAUUUGCCUCCUCUACAAAAGAUAAAAGGACAAAUUAAAAGGGUUGCGAAAAGGCUAUCUUACCAACACGAUAGCCUCUUCGGAUAAUCAGCUGCCUCGUCGGAAUUAGUAGUUGUCGUUGUGGAUUGAGUCUGUAGAACGAGUCGCCCGGAGCGGCUGAUAGCCCGAUAUCGUCAUCUG
Aspergillus calidoustus is the source of this 3563-nucleotide messenger RNA. NCBI's taxonomy places the organism in Eukaryota, Fungi, Ascomycota, Eurotiomycetes, Eurotiales, Aspergillaceae. The record is from the annotation of a GenBank genome assembly.